CGCAAUGAAAACUCGGUCUCUUACGCCAUCGUGCAGUCAAAUCAUCCUCGUGUUUAUCGACGGAAAAGCUCUUUUAUGACAUUUUACCAGGAUAUCGACUUCACUUCUGUUUAAUAUUUGUACAAACGGACCAAUAUGAACCAAGAAAAGGUAUCAAAAUUAAAAAGUGGAGUUCAAAUAGGUGGAAAGGGCACACCCAGAAGAAAAAAGAAGAUAGUUCGCAGAACAGCUGGAGCAGAUGAUAAGAAACUUCAGAACAACCUCAAGAAACUUUCUGUGAACACAAUUCCUGGAAUUGAAGAGGUUAACAUGAUCAAAGAUGAUGGGAUGGUUAUUCAUUUUACUAAUCCAAAAGUGCAAGCUUCUCUGCAGUCCAACACUUUUGCUGUGGUUGGUCAGUCUGAAAUAAAGACAAUUGCAGAAAUGCUCCCUGGAAUUUUGAAUCAGUUGAGUAGUGAAGGCCUGACUAGUUUAAGGAGGCUGGCAGAGAAAUUCCCAGGUAUAUGUAAUAGACAAAUUUUCGUAGUGUCCUCUACACUCUUGGUAUCGGGGUGUUGAUGUGCCAGCGAUAUACUGGGUUGUCAAUAAAACAAUGGGAACUUGCCUCAA
Stylophora pistillata is the source of this 609-nucleotide messenger RNA. Its product is annotated as transcription factor BTF3 homolog 4. The record is from RefSeq and is a predicted model, not a curated record. NCBI's taxonomy places the organism in Eukaryota, Metazoa, Cnidaria, Anthozoa, Scleractinia, Pocilloporidae.